Biomphalaria glabrata is the source of this 2247-nucleotide messenger RNA. RefSeq lists its product as uncharacterized. Lineage: Eukaryota; Metazoa; Mollusca; Gastropoda; Planorbidae. The transcript has 3 exons. The record is from RefSeq and is a predicted model, not a curated record. The coding region runs from base 539 to 1606 and encodes 355 amino acids.
AUUAAAAAAUGAGAUAGUUGGCAGCACUGUGUCCGAUUACUGGCUUAAGCCGAGCUUAGCAGGCUAUAUAAGGUUAUCGAAUGAAACAUCAAGCUCAUACCUUGACAUUGUAUUAAAAGUGACAUUAGAAAACAACUUUCGUUUCCGCAAAAUCAACAGCCAGGAAGAAACCUGCCAUGAACCUACAAUGAAGUGAAACUCUGGCAAAGGCCUAAGACGAAGUGUCGAUGGGGACACGUAGGCACGCCGGGAUGUCAUUACGUCAUCACCAGAGUACACCAGCCAUCCUCAGAAUGAGACCGGAAGUCGCAAAUGUUGAUGGGAAUGAUGCAGUAAGGAGGAUGGCUGGUGCCAAUAUGGGAUGGAAAAUGUCUGCCGGCUUCAUGGCCAAACGUUUCUCUGUAUGGCUGGCGGAUGCGGAUGAAGGUUUACAGAGAAGCGAUAUUUCUAUAUAUUUUCUCAGCGAAAAUAAAUCUUCUUUCAUUUAUAACAAAUCUUACCAGCGCCACGACAAAGCAUCCUUGUCGCGCGUCACAAAAUGGCAGAUUUUAUCAACUGUUUUUUGCAGUUUGAUCGAAAAACAUUUUUGCAAAAACAGGUUGCAAAACUUUCAAGAGUUCUCGUUGGCAAAACCAACGGACAAACUGUAUGGUCAGGGAAAAACAAAACGCCAGAAGAUUGGCCUUCUGAUUGGAAAUGGAAAAACCCAACAUCUACACCGAAAGACACCAUGGAGGAAUUAGAAAAGAAAUUGAGUUGGUUGAGAUCCCAGACAGAAAAACGCAAACUACUUUCGGAUGAAUUAAAGAAACGUUUCGAGAUUUUCGAUGAAAAUAACGAUAACAAAAUGGCAGCUUGCAUCAAAGGACAGCAACAGUUGAAAACUUUGAGAAAAAUAAAUGAAGAUCUACAGAAAAAUAAAUUCCUUGUCCCCGAAAUGUAUCGAGUUCUUCCCGAGCUUCAAAAUGAACUAAAAACCGAGUUGGCUAAAUUGUCACAAAAUUUAAGAAUACAAGAAACUUUAUUAAUAACAUCAGAUUGUGAUUUAAGUCAAGAUUUACUUUGUAAACAAACACAUGAACCAGCAGUUAGACAAGAAUAUGACAGUAUAGCACAGAGCACUUCUACUCCUUCGAAUCCAGUACCAUCUGUUGAAACUAAUAUCCAAUCUCAAAACGUUGUUUGUUUUUCCAAGAAAAAGCUCGAGGAAUCUGAAUUUUUAAAAACGAAAAGAAAAUAUUCGUUCACAUUUGGAGAGGAAACUAUAAAUGAAAGUGGUUCUAAGCGUCAAAAAUAUUCAGACGAUAAAUUAGAAGACAACAAUGAAUUAUGGGACAGUGGACUUGAGUCUGUGGAAAGUAUGACAGCAGAGGAAGACCUAGCGACCAAUGCACAAGAUGAGUCUGUCACAGCAUUGCAAGAAAUAAUGGAUGUUAACAAUCAGAAGACAAAUAAUAUGAAAGAAUGCCAAGAAGAAAUGUGUUCAACAGUAGACACAAAUAGUGAUGAUUUCCUUGACCAAUAUUUAGACGAAGCGUCUGAAGUUGCCAGCGACUCUGCCUUCGACCCUGAAGGCUUUUUUAAUUCUAUAGAAAUUAUUAGAUAGCAUAUAUGUAGUGUUAAUUUUUAUUUUUUGCUUUAAUAUUUAGUUAAUUCUUUCUUACACUUUGUUAUAAAAAAAAGCAAUAAGGUGACCAUUUAUUUAAUCAUAAAUGUGAUCAUUAAACUAUAACACUCCACACAGGCCAAUCGCAUAUCACUGUUAGAAAAAGGCCGAAAUUUGCGAAUUACUAAAAGUUAUUACAAUGUCAUUAAUUAUAUUUAAAAAAUGAAAUUUUAACGUUCACAUCAGUUUCAGCAAAUUCCAGUUUUAAUCUUGAUCAUUAUUUCAAUACAGAAGACAAUCUUACCUUAGUUGGCGGUGUUAAAGAUUGAAAGAAUCAAAUUUCUUUACUGAUGUCAAGUCUUCAAUUAUGUUUUCACAAAUAUUUCCAUUUUUUCUACAAGGCUCUAAUUAUGUAGGACAUUUUUAGUAUUGGAAAACCCGCAUUUAAAAAAUGACUAAAUCAAAAUUCAAUCAACAGUAUGACAAAAUUCUAUUUAUCUUAGUUUUUUUUACGUCAGUAAAAUUAUUUUUCUAUUAUAUAGUGUAGCUUGCCAACAAUGUGUAUUUCUGUCCUGUGUUCUCGGUUUCAAGAUAAGUUUAUAUUUUAAACAUUCCAACAAAUAAAAAAUGUUUCUCACUCA